This is a messenger RNA of Lactuca sativa (garden lettuce), 489 nucleotides long. RefSeq names its product secreted RxLR effector protein 161-like. The record is from RefSeq and is a predicted model, not a curated record. Lineage: Eukaryota; Viridiplantae; Streptophyta; Magnoliopsida; Asterales; Asteraceae.
AUGGUUGAACCCAAAUCCAUCAAGGAAGCGUUGGAGCAUGCUGACUGGAUUACAGCCAUACAAGAAGAACUGGCAGAAUUUGACCAAAAUGAAGGUUGGACUCUUGUGCCUCCUCCUCCGAAUCAUCCUAUUGUCGGUACGAGAUGGGUAUUUAACAACAAGUUAGAUGAUGCAGGAGUUAUUAUUCGAAAUAAAGCAAGAUUUCAAGUCAACCCAAAGAUGUCUCAUCUGUUGGCUGUGAAACAAAUCUUCCUACACCUUAAAGGCACAAAAAGUCUUAGAAUCUGGUACCCGACAAAUGAAAGCUUCCUUCUUCAAGCAUAUUCAGAUUCGAACUACGGUGGUCUUCAAAUUGAUAGAAAAAGCACUUCAAGUGGCUGUCAAUUCUUAGGUGGUCAUUUGGUCAGCUGGUCAUCCAAGAAACAAAUAUGCAUUGCACUCUCUACAGCUGAAGUUGAAUACAUUGCUGCUGCCAGCUGUACAUCUUAG